Seminavis robusta is the source of this 3097-nucleotide messenger RNA. Lineage: Eukaryota; Bacillariophyta; Bacillariophyceae; Naviculales; Naviculaceae. The record is from the annotation of a GenBank genome assembly.
UAGCUGUAAGGCACUGAGGCCUGAACAAUUUUUGUUGGUCACCUCUGCUCUCUCUUGUUUGUUUUCAUCAAUUUUGGCAACCAUCAGGAAAUAGACUCGACUCUUUACGAUGACGGCUUCAGGUGACGGUACCAAGAAAGAGGUGAAAGAUCCUGCGGUCGUCAAGGGUGACGACGACAAGUCGAAAGAAGUGGAGAUUAAGCAUGCUCCUCAUCCGUGCAAGAAGACUGAGAAGCCAUCUGAAGGUACUCACAGUGGGGGACCUGUUACCAGUUCAAAUAAUGACUUAGAUUGUGAGAUUCCCGCACCUAUCCUUUUGGCCGAACAGUUCAGUGACGUUCCCUCGAUGCCUGCAGAGUCAGUGCCAAUACAUCCGUGGAUUGUCGGCAUGGGCGUUAGGGCUGCCUCGAGCACUCCCGGAGCUUUUCGAUCGAGCCCUGGCCUGAUGACACAACGCACCGAAGAACUUUCCAGGAGCAUCCUGCAGGAACAACAGCAGCAGCAUGGACGAGAAGAAGGAGAUCAAGAUCAAGUAUACAUUUCCAAUGCGGAAGGUCUGGUUGAAGCAAGAGCCGUGGAUGAACAGGCAGUGGCUGUAGCUUUCCCGGAAGCUAGUACCCAAGCAAAGUCAUCGCGAAGCCAAUCGGAGAAACCAUAUUCUGUACUACUGACUCUUGCUGUCUUGCUCAUGGUGGAAAUCAUUCUCCUGAUUCUUGGCUUAACCGGUUCCUUUGAGACGAGCAGCAGCAGCAUUCGUCCCGCAAAGAAUACCACAUUGUCAACCUGGCCAAAGGAAGAGACAGACUUUCUGUGGAACCAACUUUUCGGAAAUCUUACCAACACUUCAUCGACCCUUCAAGCAUUGCAAGGCCCCGCUUCUCCUCAGUCUCGUGCUUUGGAUUGGAUUCGCCAAGAUGUUUUCAACCAAAUCUACCCGCAGUUUCGCCUUCGCCAACGAUAUGCCUUGGCUACCUUUUACUACGCCAUGAAUGGAACCUCUUGGACUCAUUCCAAAAACUGGUUGACUGCAGAGCAUGAAUGUGCAUGGUACACCGCCGAUAGCCGGUCCAUUACGAGUGCCAUCAGUCACUCCACCACUUAUCCAUCCCCAUGUCAUGGACACGAUCCCAUAACUGAGGAUAGUGCCACAUUUGUUGCCAACACCACUACAAUGAGCUAUGACAAUCCCUACUAUUCUCGUCUAUGGAUGCGCCACAACAACAUGUAUGGCACACUCCCAGAAGAAAUCUAUUGGCUCACAUCGCUCACAAGCCUCGAUUUCAGUUACAAUCCGGUCGUUGCGGGCACUAUCUCCACACAGAUUGGUCAACUACGAGACUUGGAACACUUCAAAGCUCCAGUCUACCGGUACAAGGGAGGAACUGUCGGAUCUCUAAGCUCUGUCAAGUCGGUCGACUGGUUGCACGGGACCAUCCCCAGGGAGAUGGCCUUGUUGACCAAGCUUCGCGUUUUGGAUGUGGGACGAACAGGACAUAGACUAAGCGGAAGCUUGCCACCAGAACUAUUUACACAACUCACCUCAUUGGAAAACUUGCUCUUGUCAGGCAAUCAAUUCACGGGAUCCCUUGCCACUGAAAUUGGACUUCUCACCAAGAUGCAAGCCAUGUCCAUCGUCGACAAUGCCUUUACUGGCAUGUUGCCGAGUGAGUUGGGUCAGCUGUCUCUGAUGAAGUACACUUAUCUUUCAGGCAAUCAGUUUUCGGGAAGCAUCCCCACAGAGUUGGGGCGAUGGACGGAUGUCAUUUGGUUGAAUCUCAACAACAAUCUACUCAGCGGAUCCUUGCCGAGUGAAGUGGGACUGUUUCCGAUAAUCAAAGAGUUUCAAUUGGACAACAACGCUUUGGAGUCCAAGUUGCCCACCGAAGUUGGACAAUUGAAACUUCUACGACAGUUGCAUGUUAGCCAAAACCAAUUCACGGGGACCUUGCGGACAGAGUUGGGUCGAUUGACACGUCUUGAGACUCUUCGAAUGCAAGGGAAUCAAUUCUCAGGUCCUUUGGUGACGACACAGGACAACUCGCCACUGGAAAACUUGACCAAGCUUGUGACAUUGGAUCUGUCCAGCAAUGCUUUCUCGGGCACUAUCCCUAAAUCUUGGGCAGCUCUACGGCUUCUAGAAGAGUUUGACAUCCACAAAAAUCAAAUCAGUGGCAGUAUUCCAGUUGCAUUAUUGGCUUGGGGCAACACCAUUCGAAAGGUCGAUUUGUCGAACAAUGACUUGUCCGGAUCUCUCCCAAUGGAGUUGUUUGAUGCGUGGGGAAAUGUUACUUAUUUGGAUGUAUCGGGAAAUGAGUUUAUCUCAGGGACAUUUCCCAGUGCCUAUUGCGAACGAACUCAAUUGCUACGGGACAAUGAAUUUCCCUUGGUGUUUGGCUUUGAUUGCAGUGACAGGCUCUGCGGAUGCAACUGUACCAGCUGCUCACUUUGGACAAAUGGAAGCAGCUGGUGACACCGGCUGCAACAAGUUUUGAACAUGUCAAAGCAGGAGGUUGGCACAGCAAGGUUUCCGACGAAACGGUGAAUUGCUUGCAGUUGACUUGACUCGGCCCAAGUUAUUCUACAUGUAGGAAGCGCUUGCAGUUGACUCGGCUUUCCUCAUUCCAUUUUUUCACGGUGUAGAUGUAUACUAAUAAAGCAAGCUUCUCGAGGAGCACACCUCCCUUGGAACAAUUACAUGUACCGGUACUGUAUGUGAGACUCCCUGUAAAUCGUUCAUUUAAAUUCUUGGUCAUGCCGAGCAGACUCACCUGAGAUGUGUAGUCCACUGCAGAUUCUUCGGAAGCUUGGUCGGUCUUCAUGAUUUUGAUUGGCUUGGGGGAUCGCCUUUCACCUUCCCUCCAUCGGUCACUGCUGGAGGUUGCUUUUGCCCUUCCUUCUUCUUGGUGGAUACCGGUAGCAUGUCCAUCGGCAAAUGUUGUUCAGGAAUAUGUUUGCGAUGGUAUCGAUGCAUGGAUAUGGCUUGGGCUUACCGAGCUGACGGAGGAAUAGAAUAGGAUCCUCCUCUUGCCACAGUUGCCAAUGGCUCAAGAUACCAUAAAAGUAGACUAGACUAGCUACCGGUAGCCAGGCUCCUGGU